AUGGAAAGUCCCGGAAUCUACGGGCUUUACCCAUUGUUUUUUUAUGGAAACUCCAAUGCGGAUGGGGUGUGUUACAGGGUUGCUCCUGGGUCUAUCUCCAAAAGUUAUUUGAACGCGUUAUUUGCACCACAACUGGGACCAAAUUCUGUGGACGCUGGAAUCUUACGCUUCGAAACCACAGGUCCACCCAACGAAACACACCGUGGACUUUUGACAACUGACGCAGAAGUAACAUGGUUCAAAUCAUGCUUCCAGUGGGCUCGAACAGCUUCGAUCAGGGUUGAAAGGGCUGGAAAUCCCAAAGUAGACCAAAAAAAAAUUGAGGAGAACAGCUCUCAAGGACUAGUUUCCAUUCCAGCAGAACAAAUUCAGACGCUGAUCGACUCCAUUCAAAAGCUAGAGAUUUCUCUGGCGAAUAAACAAGAAACUGCUUCUCACGCUGAAGAUCACCAUUUGCCCUCCCAAUGUGACACAUUGCACGAGGAAGUGGUUUGUGAUGGGUGCUUUCCUGAACCUUUGCAGGGAUCCAACACCACAUCUCCCUCUUGUAACGAGUCCGGCUUCAUCAAGGGCCCAAGAUACAAGUGCGUUUAUUGCUACAAUUUUGAUCUGUGCUCGACGUGUGUGGCGAGGGGCGUCGAAAUUGGAACUCAUAAGAAGUAUCACAAUAUGAUCCAAAUCAACAGUCCUGAUCCCGACCUGAACAAGCUUUGCUCGGCUUUAAACAAUACGACCAAAACGAAGCCAUGGUCAGAGCCCGAGAUAUACAAAAACAGCAAGUUUUCGGUUUCUAACACCGACAGGGACGUUAUCAUCGAUAUUCCUGAACGCAAUGCGGCAGUUUUCAACUAUUUCUCCAAAGUAGAGACAGAAAGUGAGCUGGUCGAAUUGAUCCAGAACCAUGAGAACUAUCAGGAGCUCUUGCACAAAGUUGGUGGUGAUAAAAGCAAGUUGGAUGAUGCCAUCGACCAGUUUCUCGAACCCAAGUACAGUGACGCUUCGUCCGGUUCGCUGGAUGCUUCAGUGGCUACCGCGCGUGAGGAUGACAAUCUGAUCGUAGUCGAGGUAAGCAAACGUGAGCAUGUUAUCUCGUUCCGGCUGUGGAAUAAGGGGCCCGAUUCGGUGCCCAGUGGGUUAAAACUGGUGUUCCGGUGUUUUGAGCCCCCCAGCACUGUUCCCAUCAAGUGCACUUUGCACAUGGGCCCUCAUGAGUUCCAAAUGGGCCAUUACAAGACCCUGAACUUUAAUUGCCGUGGUAUGAUCGACCACUUCCUGAUGCAAAACACAUACCAGGUCGACUUAGUCGACCAUGAAGACCAGGUGGUGUACACGGGUUGCUCGCAGGGCGAGCCCACCAUUUGCUUGAGACCGCUGGUGCUGAUGGGAAUCCAAGAGUCUGUGUAUGCCGAGGCACGCGAGGAUGACACAAGUCUGGUGACUACUGUACAUGACGACAGUGACGACCACGAUAUCAUCAGCAACACAGUCAGUAACGACGAGAAUGCGAAAUACUAUUCCGAUUUGGAGGAAUACGAUUUUCUCAGUGACAGCGACAUUUAG
Molecule: messenger RNA, 1560 nt
Organism: Lachancea lanzarotensis
Lineage: Eukaryota; Fungi; Ascomycota; Saccharomycetes; Saccharomycetales; Saccharomycetaceae
Gene: ATG34
Product: LALA0S10e05512g1_1
Exons: 1
Coding region: 1-1560 (519 amino acids)
Molecular function (GO): zinc ion binding
Source: RefSeq, a predicted model, not a curated record